Messenger RNA from Paramisgurnus dabryanus, 1869 nucleotides. It is a transcript of the gene nitr12, whose product is annotated as novel immune-type receptor 12. Lineage: Eukaryota; Metazoa; Chordata; Actinopteri; Cypriniformes; Cobitidae. The record is from RefSeq and is a predicted model, not a curated record. Gene Ontology annotation, biological process: response to bacterium.
CUUUCAUCCAGUUGACAAAGGAGGGACAUUAAUCUCCAAAAAUGUUCAAACUACUUCUAAUCAUUUUUCUAACCUUUAGGACAUGUGCAUGUUUCAUCACAUCUGCUGCUGUAUUUCAAACUGAAGUCAUGAAGACUUUUUCUGCAGGUGAAACUGUGACUUUACAGUGCUCAAUAUCUCAAAAUUAUGAAAAUUACUAUUAUUGGUUUAAACAGUCUUUGGGUGAAGCUCCAACCUGCAUCCUCAGUGUGUAUGGCUCUGAAAUGAUAACAUUUACUGGAGACUUCAAGAGUGACAAAAGAUUGUCUGUUAAAAAGAAAAAGGAGUAUUUUGCUUUAAUUAUAAACGACACAAGAUCAUCAGAUACUGGAAUAUACUACUGCGGUGCCCGGGACUAUGAUCAGAUCACUUUUAGUAAUGGGAUGUUUUUAAAUUAUAAAGUUUCAGGGGAAAGUACAAUACAACAAUAUAUACAGCAAUUUUUGCCAAAAAUGGACUUAGCUACUUCAAAUAAGCAUGCGUUUAAUCCAGGAGACUCUGUGAAUUUGCAAUGCACAAUUCUUACUAAACGAUGUGUGGGAAAUCACAGUGUAUACUGGUUUAGACAUGGAGCAGGAGAUAGCCAUCCAGGAGUGAUAUACACACAUGAAAACAAAAAUGAUGAAUGUAUGAGAAACUCUAGUCUAGACUCACACUCCUGUAUCUACAAUCUCCCGAAACUCAAAGUCACUUCAUCUGAUGAUGGGAUGUAUUACUGUGCUGUGGCUAUGUGUGGAGAGAUAUUGUUCGGGAAGGGAAGCAGGCUUGCAAUCGAAGCACAAAAUUCCCUUUGGAGCGACUUAAAGGUCUCAGCUUUGGUAGCAUCAAAUAUUUUAUGUUUGUUGAUCAUCGCUGCCCUUUUAUAUAAAAGGAAAUCAAAAACAAAAGAAACCCUUGAAACUUCCCAUCUAUUACAUCAAAUGCCAUCUGUGGUUUCUGCUGAUGAGGGUGCAUUAAGCUAUGCAGCAGUAAAUUUCCCAGAGAGACGCAAGACUGAACGAAGCACAGACACAAAUGUGGUUUACUCCACUGCCAGACUGGGCAAAUAAUAUAUCUGGAAAUAUACAGCAAAGUAAAGGUAUAGUUUUUAAAAGUGCAACACUCUUAAGUGCUCUUAAUACAGUCAGGACCUUAAUGUAUUUGUAAGAUUUUUUUUUACCAAUUGUGAUAUAGCCUACUUACCAAAAUGUUUAAAGAAAGUUGUACAGUGCUGCUACAGUGUCAAACAUCCAAAAUGUUCUCUCAACAAAAGUAAUAGGGUAACAUGAACAAAGAUUUUAUUUGUAUUUUUUAGUAGGAAGGGUAAAUGUAUUAUUUUGUGUACACUGAAUAAUAUUAGUCAUCGGCAUGUUACUAACAAAGAUUAUGUUGUUUGACUGAACUUACAAUAUACUCAAGUUAUACUCAAGUUUGCCCAAACUAUUUUACAAUAAACAAAGUUUGAAAAUUCCCAGCAUUCAAUGCAACAUUCAAAAUUAUGUUGUUCAUAUUUUUAAAGUAUUGCUGUUGUUUUCUGGUUUUGUUGUUGUUGUUGUAACUGUUAGUUGCCUGUCGCUAUAGUUUAAAAAAUCUUUUCUUUUUUUUGAGGUUUGUGUCAAGCGUUGAGGUCUCAGUGCAUGAUGCUGUGUUGCUUUGCAUAAAAGUGCAUGCAACACGUUUUAACAGUUAAUUGACCAGUAGUGUGGUCUCUCUUACUGUAACCGUUAAAAAAAGUUUAACAUAAAAAAGUAAGUUACCUGGUUGCAUUACUGAAUUUUGAGUUAAUUCAACUUAAAAAUAUUACUUAAUUAGUUACACAAUUAACAAAACUUUUUUUAAGAAAACAAAUAU